Messenger RNA from Theobroma umbraticum, 1139 nucleotides. RefSeq lists its product as uncharacterized. Lineage: Eukaryota; Viridiplantae; Streptophyta; Magnoliopsida; Malvales; Malvaceae. The record is from RefSeq and is a predicted model, not a curated record.
CGCCUGGUCCAGUGCUCCAUAGCCCAUCAAAUCGUCUUGAUGCCAGCUGCCAGCAGAGGAGCCUUUGUUUCUACCCGCUAAGUCCAACCAUGAAACCACCUUCACCUUCACCGUUUAUCUCGAAACCCCUUAGAACGACGAUACCGCUGAUGCAAUUCUACAACUACAACAUCUCUCUCAAAUUGGGACAAAAUUCCAAAAGGGUAGCUAAAUUGGAGCCUCAUGGUGCUGAAUUCCCCGUGACCAAAACCUCUGGGCGUCAAAUCCCACUAGUGGCACUUGCGGCAACAAACUCCGAGUUGGACACUGGUGUUUUUCAGAGGUCACCAGACAAGCUGGAAGCUAUAGAGGAGGACAUCGAGAAGGUCAUUUAUCGAUGUCGGUUUAUGACUCUUCUUGCUGUUUUUGGGUCAUUAACUGGGUCAUUCCUUUGUUUCAUCAAGGGCUGCGCUUAUAUUAUAACGUCUUUCAUGGAAUAUUUUGUGGAUCGUGGCAAAGUGAUUUUGUUGCUGGUUGAGGCAAUAGAUGUCUAUCUAUUGGGAACAGUGAUGCUGGUUUUUGGAAUGGGUCUUUAUGAGCUCUUUGUUUCCAAUCUUGACAUUGCAAAGUCACAAUCAAAGGAAAAGGUCACAUCCAGAUCAAAUCUCUUUGGCUUGUUUGCUUUAAAGGAACGACCGAGAUGGUUAGAAAUAAAAUCUGUCAGUGAAAUGAAAACUAAACUUGGGCAUGUGAUAGUGAUGCUUCUUCUAAUAGGAUUUUUUGAGAAGUGCAAGAAGGCUGCUAUAUACACUCCUGUGGAUUUGCUUUGCUUCUCAGCUUCUGUCUUUCUAUCCUCAAGUUGCCUCUUUUUGCUAUCUAAGCUCAAUGACUCUUAAAGUUCGAUAAUGCUGUAAAGAUAUUAGUUAGGCAAAGCAUGACUACAAAAAUGUAAAUAUAUGUUAGAAACAACGUUUUGUUCCUGUAAUGUGGUAUCUGUCUGUAUGUAUUAAUUAUUUCUAAAGUAUCUAACAUAAUGAAAGGUGUCAUCUUAAGCUUAAUUUUGAAGAGGAUGGGAGGUUGGAGGUUAGAUUUGGUCUGGUAUUUUAGGAUGGUGAAAAGAAAACAGUUUUUGCAUUUCGUUAAGAACUGGCUGAAUCCUA